GGCUCAGGCUGCCGACUAAGUGCAACCUGAAUUAGCUAUGGCCUCACCGUUGUUAAUUCUGCGCCCGGGCAUGGCUCCGGACGCUCUCGCUCUCUGUUCCCGCUGCUUCACUCGCCAAACCUUGCAACCAGUGGGGUUCACGCGGCGAGGCUUCAUCGCGAGCGGCAUCUUAAAAAACAAGGGAUCUCAAGUUUCGGCAAUGCCUAGGAUCCUGAGGAAAGCAUACUUUUCCUCCAAUGGACUACCAACCGGCUAUUUGUCGAGAAAUGGCCUGGCCCAAUGGUUGAGAAAAAAGCCGCUGCAUGCUAAUCGAUCACCUCUCUUCCACUCCGCAGCUCCUACAGUUGGUUCCCAAUCGCCAACUGCGUCAUCAAUUGGGACAAAAGACAACCCGUCACCUCCUGGCUCCCCCGAGGAACUUCCCCAUCGAAGACGACAACGACUGAAGGCUGAACAAGAAGCCAAAUCCUCCAACAAUGACAUUCGCCCUGACGCCUCCUCCCGCCUCUCCACAUUAUCAUCCUCUCUCCCGAAGUCCUCCCUACGGGGAACAAUGGCAGCGUACCUCGCUCUUACAAAACCAAAUCUAUCCUUCCUCGUAGUUCUCACUGCGACAACUGCUUAUGGUCUCUACCCAAUCCCGACACUCCUUGCAUUAGACUCAUCAGUAACGCCUCUCCCGGCACUAUCCACUUCUACUCUGACUUUUAUUUACCUCACAAUUGGUACCUUCCUCGCAUCUGCAAGCGCCAACACCCUAAACAUGUUCUUUGAACCCCAAUAUGACGCGCGAAUGUCACGUACUCGUAACAGGCCCCUGGUUCGCAAACUCCUAUCCCCCAGAGCCGCCCUAAUAUUUGCUGCUGUGACAGGGACAGUAGGUGUCACUGCCCUAUACAUGGGAACAAAUCCGACUGUCGCCGCACUUGGUGCUUUCAAUCUUUUCCUGUAUGCAUUCGUUUACACUCCCCUCAAACGUAUUUCUGUGAUAAACACCUGGGUCGGCGCUCUCGUCGGUGGAAUCCCCCCACUGAUGGGUUGGGCUGCCGCUGCCGGCCAAACUGCUACGACAGGCCACGACGGCUGGCGCGACCUCCUCUUCGGCCCUGAUAGUCCUGGCGGCUGGCUCAUGGCCGCGAUCUUAUUUGCAUGGCAAUUCCCACACUUCAACUCCCUCUCCCACACUAUCCGUGAAGAAUACAAGAACGCGGGCUAUAAAAUGCUCGCAUGGACGAAUCCAGCUCGAAAUGGCCGUGUUUCACUGCGUUACUCGAUCCUCAUGUUCCCACUUUGCGCUGGCUUGUGGUGGUUCGGAGUGGUUGAUAAAGGGUUCUUGAUCGGGGGAACGCUGGUCAAUUGCUGGCUAGCCAAGGAGGCGUAUCGAUUCUGGAAACUUCAGGGAGCUGCUGGUAGCUCGAGAGGGUUAUUCUGGGCUAGUGUUUGGCAUUUGCCACUACUGAUGGUAGGGACGCUGAUAACUAAGAAGGGAAUCUGGGAUGGUGUCUGGAGUCGUAUGUUCGGCGAGGAUGACGAAGACGAGGCGGACGAGGAAUAUGAAGUUGAGACGGAAAGAAAACCUGGUAGAGUUCCUGUGGAACCCAUGUUAUCUACGAAACCGAUAACUUGACCGGAUCUUCCCUUUUUUUAAACUAUGGGACAGAAAACCAUGUACACUAUGUAUUUUCACAUAUAUCAUAUCAUCCCGGCUGUCGGAACAAUAAUUUCUUCAUCAGGGGGUUUCUCUAUUGGUUUAGCAGAAACGAUGCUUCCACGCAGAGUCAUUUAUUUAGCCAAGGACAUGUGUUCUAUUGCAGACAUGUCAAGAUCUUUCCACUCAGAUAAGAAGAGAAUUGUUCUAUUUUACAA
This is a messenger RNA of Histoplasma capsulatum G186AR, 1866 nucleotides long. RefSeq names its product protoheme IX farnesyltransferase. Lineage: Eukaryota; Fungi; Ascomycota; Eurotiomycetes; Onygenales; Ajellomycetaceae. Gene Ontology annotation, cellular component: mitochondrion; membrane. Bases 71 to 1627 code for a protein of 518 amino acids. The transcript has a single exon. Gene Ontology annotation, biological process: heme biosynthetic process. The record is from RefSeq and is a predicted model, not a curated record. Gene Ontology annotation, molecular function: protoheme IX farnesyltransferase activity.